This is a messenger RNA of Pyricularia pennisetigena, 3501 nucleotides long. RefSeq lists its product as uncharacterized. NCBI's taxonomy places the organism in Eukaryota, Fungi, Ascomycota, Sordariomycetes, Magnaporthales, Pyriculariaceae. The annotation marks the transcript as partial. The transcript is spliced from 12 exons. The record is from RefSeq and is a predicted model, not a curated record. Gene Ontology annotation, molecular function: 5'-3' DNA helicase activity; RNA binding; ATP hydrolysis activity.
AUGCCGCAUGAGGUCUCUUCUCCAAGCCCGGGGUUGUCGUCGCCCACCCCAGUGGAUGAGACGCACGACGAUAACCUUCAUCGACACGCAUCCGAGCCUGGCCGUCGUCCAUCUUCGUCCGGAAGGGGACUGCGACGCAUCGAGUCCAGAGAGCAGAGGAUCGGCACAAUACUCGAGAGAGGCCUAGCCCGAGCCCAAACGAACAAAUCCGAUCCCACGACGCAAUCGACGACCACACGCAUGGAGCCGUUACUUAGCAAUGCCCCGCGGCAAAGACAGUAUCAAAACGACACUAGCGACGACGAUGGCCUGGACAUCGGCGGCCCGGGACGAAAUGGGGGCGCCAGUAAGCCCCGGGACUCUGGUUCACAGCCGAACUACCAGACGAUAAACGCACAGCAGCAGCAAGGCAGCAGGGCUAGCGCAGACAGGUCGACCAUACACAGGCGUUCUACCGCCAGCAAUCACAACAGGAGGCGGGGUACCGCUGGGAACACCGCGGGCCAGAAAGAUGCUGAAGCUGAUGGACAUAAGAACGAGGAGGAAAGCGAUGGCGAUGGCCUCUUGGCCAGGGUCAAAGCCACAAUGGCUAUGUUCACAUCAGUGGAGCUGGACAACAAAGGCAGUGUGGCCAGAGAUCACCUCGCUUUGGAGCGGACGUUUUUGGCAUGGUUGCGAACGUCUGUCUCUUUCGCUUCGAUCGGAAUAGCCGUCACACAACUUUUCCGUCUCAACACAUCAAUAAAUACCGGCAGGGGACGUGAUGGAGAGACCGGUCAUGACUUGGCCGAGCUCCGCCGGCUGGGGAAACCUCUUGGUGCUGCUUUCCUAGGGAUUAGCAUUCUGAUCCUCUUCCUGGGCUAUGGGCGCUACGUUCGUGGACAACGAUGGGUUAUGGCAGGCCGGUUUCCCGCGUCACGUGGAACUGUGAUCAUCGUGACUCUGCUUACGUUUACUGUCAUGAAAAAUCGCAACCUGCGCAGAGAUCAGCUUGACGCGAAAGAGCUUCCAAAAAUACCCAAGAGCCCAAACUCGGUCAUGUUGGUGGCAGAGCAGGUGCCGGCGUUUGCGGCCGCACAGCUGUCCCUCCUCGCCGCGGAGCAGGAGGCAGAGGCAGCUGGGGCGGCCGAGCUGAUAAGUGGACACACCCCCGCGGCUCUGCAGCGGGCCGGCGCCGCCCUCACCAAUUUGACUGUGCAGGGCCGGCGCACGGGUGCCGGAGGCAGGACGGUCAUGGAGCUCUCGUCGGACCCGGCCGUCGGCGGGAGCGAACUGCCCGAGCAUGGCCUGCGCGUUGGCGACGUCGUGUUAGUCGCCGAACAACCAGCCGGGUCGGCCAAGAAGCGGGAGGCGCGCGAGCUGGAGCGCAGCGGCGUGCGCGGCGUCGUCACCCGGGUCCGUCGCUCGGACCUGAGCGUCGCCCUCGACGCGCCCGACGACAAGUCAGGCGCUGCCGGCAAGGAGGAGAAGGGCCUCGCUGGGAGGGUCUGGGUCGUCAGGCUGGCUGAUGAUGUUACAUACCGUCGCAUGACAUGGACUAUGGAAAAGAUGCAGAAGAUGGUCGAUGCAGAACACUCCAGCUUUAUUCGUGUCCUGUUCGGCCACAGUUCUCCGUCGCCGGUUCCAUCCAACUUGGAGACGGAUCCCGACUUUGGCAAGCUGGAGUGGCUCGACCCAACCCUCAACGACUCCCAAAAGGAUGCUAUACGCUUUGCUUUGGCUUCUCAGGAAAUAGCGUUGAUACACGGUCCUCCAGGGACCGGCAAAACCCACACCCUGAUCGAGCUUAUCCUCCAAAUGCUCAAGCGAGGGCUGCGCAUCCUCGUCUGUGGCCCCUCCAACAUCUCGGUGGACAACAUUGUCGAGCGCCUGGCGCCACACAAAGUUCCCAUAGUGCGACUCGGCCACCCCGCCCGGCUCCUGCCAUCAGUUGUUGGUCACUCCCUUGACGUGCUGACCCAGACGUCCGAGGCGGGUGCCAUUGUGCGAGACGUCCGCGCCGAGAUGGACGCGAAGCAGGCCUCCAUCAAGAAGACAAAGAGCGGGAGGGAGCGCAAGGCCAUCUACGGGGAGCUUCACGAGCUGCGCAAGGAGUUCCGCGACAGGGAGAAGAGGUGCGUCGCGAAUCUAUUGCAGUCCAGCAAGGUCGUGCUGGCGACCCUGCAUGGCUCCGGUGGCUUUCAGCUCAGGCAGGAAAAGUUCGACGUGGUCAUCAUCGACGAGGCAAGUCAGGCCCUGGAAGCACAAUGCUGGGUGGCAUUGCUCUCGGCCAAGAAGGCUGUCCUUGCUGGCGAUCAUCUGCAACUGCCUCCAACAAUCAAGUCUUUGAACUCAAAAAUUGCCAAACCGGUCAUCGGUGGCGACGGCACCGGAGCCGCAGAAGGAGAAGAGAGCCCCGCAGGCCAGAGCCGGAAGAAGAAAGGGGUCACGCUCGAGACGACCCUGUUCGAUCGACUUUUGGACCUCCACGGGCCUGCCAUAAAACGCAUGCUGACAACGCAAUACCGCAUGCAUGAAAAAAUCAUGCGGUUCCCAUCGGACGAACUGUACGGCGGCAAGCUGGUCGCAGCAGAGGCCGUCAAGGAGAGACUACUCAAGGAUCUGCCCUACGAGGUCGAGGACACGGACGACACGCGCGAGCCCCUGAUAUUCAUCGACACCCAGGGCGGAGACUUUCCCGAGCGCAGCGACGAGAUGGAUAGCGGUGACGCCGACGACAAGAAGAAAACCAAGCGGAUGCUGCUCCACGGGGAGAGUAAGAGCAACGAGAUGGAGGCGGCCCUGGUUGCCCAGCACGUACGUUCGCUUGUCGAUGCUGGGGUCAAGCCCGAGGAUAUUGCCUGCAUAACACCCUAUAACGCUCAGCUCGCAGUCCUGGCGCCGUUACUCAAAGAUCGGUUCCCGGGAAUCGAGCUCGGCAGCGUCGAUGGGUUUCAGGGGCGAGAAAAGGAGGCUGUGGUUGUCAGCUUGUGUCGCAGCAACCCCGAUGGUGAGGUUGGCUUUCUCGGGGAGAAGAGGCGGCUGAAUGCGGCCGUGCGAGACUAUACAUGGAAAGUGCUCGGCGGACGUGCCGUGCAGUAUUUCAAGAAGUCAAAAUGCGGGAGAAUUGCCAUGACGAGACCAAAGCGCUCUCUCACCGUCAUCGGUGAUUCCGAGACACCUUCGGUUCUUAUUCCGGGUUUGAUAGCGGGAGCAAUUUUCUCAAGCGAUGGAUGGAACAUUUGGAAGAAAAUGCCGACCUCAGGUAUCCGGAUGUCUCAACAAUACAAGCCCCCACACGUCAACCAGAUGUUGAUGCGAAAGGUAGAGAGAGAGGAGAGACAGAAAGAGAGAGAGAGCCAAUGGUCGGACGAAAGGUCAAGAUUCGGUCAAUUGUCCCGAGAAAAAUGUUCUCGUGGUACGGGUGUUGCAACCGAAAGGGGGCCGUUAGAGAGGGAAAAGAUUGGAAUGUUUUUCCUUUUAUCAGACGAAAGGGACAAAGAAAAAAAAGAAAAAUGCUAC